UUAUUUUCUUUUAAAAAGCCUACUAAAGUUUAUUUUUCUUCCUUCAAUUAAAACUUAAAACUAGGCUGAGCAAUCAGGAUCUCGGGAUUCGGCUUGGUUUGAGUUUAUGGAUUCAUGAUUUCAGCAGAUAUUAUAAAAGUCCAGAUCGGAUUUGGUUUGGAUUCGGUCCGGACUUAGUCGCAUGUCCAAGAUCUGGUUAAAUCUGAAAUAAAUUCGGUUUCUGAUAUUAAUUGGAUUAUCGAUUUCUAAAAAUAUUAUCAUGUACUUGAUUAAACUCAAUAUAUUUCUAAUCUAUUCAAUGAAUUUGUGUAUUAACUUUCUCAAACCAUAUUGUUGUUUUUUAAAAUAAUUUUCGGAGACUCAUCUAUCAAUUAUUCAAUACAAGAACUGGUCCUGGUACUAUAUGUGACAACAUAAGACAUAUCAUAACAAAUAAAAGCUUUGUAAAAGCGAAAAUCAUACAUAAUGAAACAUAAAAUAAAAACAACUAUCAACUCUAUAAACUUAAAAAACAUUGUUUAAAAUUUAGAAGCAAACUUAUUAUAAUUGAACUUCAAAUGCAAUUGUCAAAACAUAAAAACAUCAAUAUUGACCAAAUAUCAAAAACAUAUAUUAAACUAAGUAUUUAAAUUAAUAAUUCAUGUAAUAUAUGAUUAUUUCAGGUACUUAAUAAUAUCUUAGUGUACUUUGGAUACCUAUUAUGGAUCGACAUCGGAUUUAGAACAAGUUCUUUUGAGAUUUUUAAUAUUUCAGACUUUCCGAAUAUACAUUUGGGUUUGAGAUCGGGUUUGGAUUCAGUUCGGAUAAAACCUAUAACCCAAAAUACUGUAGAACAAAAUAUUUUUGCUAUUUAUUUCAGGUUCAAAUCGGUUCAAAUUCAUUUUUAUCGGAUCAUGUUCAAGAUCAAAUUUUCGGAUUUGGUACAUUAAUUAAAACUGUAGCUAAGAAUGAAAAAUUCUUUAGCUUUCAGAUGUGCAUUGUCAUCCAAACUAGUCAUGCAUUUACAAUUAAUUUAGAAUAAAUUUUUAGUUAUUGUCUUUUGAUGGUGAUCUUUGACUAAGCCAAAUAAAUAAACCAUCAUUUGAUGGUGAUCUUGGACUAAGCCAAAUAAAUAAAAUGUCAUUUGAUGGUGAUUUUGACUAACCAAAUAAGAUCACUCAAAUGACCUAAAUCAUUCUUUACAAUACUUUCUUUAACUGAUUCUUGCAUACAUAAUUUUCCUUUUUGGAGUUACUUCAGCUUUGCAGGGUGAUCUUCUUGCUCUUACUUGGUCAACAGAAGCUAUGAAAGACCUCAAGUUUAAAAAUGUCAUGAUUGAAUUUUCCUCGACUGAAGCUGCUGGUGCUCUUAUCAAUCCUCUUGAUCACCCAUGUACACACCAAGUCUGUCAUGAUAUUCUCAGAGCCGUCCACUCACUGGUGGGAAGUAGAUUGCUAAUGGUUCCUGUUUCAAGUAAUGUUGCGGCAUAUGAAAUUGCGUGUAGUGUGAUAAGGGAUCAUCGCCAUCAAUCGUAUGUGGCAAGGUCUGGUCCGCAGUGGCUUAGUUCAUUCCUACUGAUGGAAGCAACUCGGGCCAACUAAACUUCUCUGCACUUGCUGGCGCCUCCUGUGUUCUUUUAGCAUUUUGAAGUUGCCUUUACUUUGGUUUUCCCAACUGUUUGGGGUUAUUUUUCAGGGCCUAUUGGUUCCAAAUUGUUUCUUAGUCUCCAAGUCUUGUACUUGCGAUACACUAUUUGAAUCACCGUAAUGACAAAAAAAACCCACAAUGAUUCCUAUUCAAACUUUCCUUACUCAUUAACAAGAAACAUUUGAUACUUGAAAUAAUUCAACUUCUUUAUUCUUUUUCUUAAACAAAUUUAUUAAAAAUAAAUUUUUAUGAAGAUAUUAUGCAUAUUUAUCAAUAUAUUUCUAAAUAUUAUGAAGAUAUUAUACUUAUUCAAUAAUAUUUUCUAAUUAAGCAUAUAACUUAAAUUCAAGAAUUUAUAAAACAUAUUUAGUAAUGUUUCCUAUAUUCUUUAAAAGAAAAACAAUUUUAAUUUUUUAUAAAAAAAUAAUUUCCAAAAUAAUAUUAAAGAGAAAAAAUCAAAUGUUUAAAAAUAUUUAUUUAAAUAUUUAGCUAUUUUAUAUGUCUGUAGAAAAAGUGUAAUUGUGAUUUACUUCUUUAAUGAAAUUUAAUUUGGUCAUUUUGGCCAUUAUGAGCUCGUUGGGAAACGAAAAUUUGUUUUCGGCUAUUUUUCUUUUUACAUUUGUUAGUUAAUAAAUAGUUUCACAUUCUAACAUAUUUGUAUUUAAAUUAAGUAUAUAAUUUUUUAUAAAAUAUUAAUUUAAUUUGGUUUAAAACUCAGUUAAGAUACUUUCAAAAUGAAUCUGUUUUUAUGUGACAGUUAAAAUCAUUAGAUAUUUUACUGCCAAAUGCCAUUAUGUGAGUAGCUUAAGUUUAAAAAUAAUUUAAUAAAACUAGAUUACAGUACUAAACUACUAAUAUAAAAUCUGUGAGAUAAUAUGAGGUUCACUAAGAUUGAGAAAUAUAAGAUUAUAUAAGGUUUUUAAGAGUGCCAUAUACAUAAAAAUUGAGCUCUAAGAAUACAUGUACCAGAUGAAGAUGGCCGAUGACAAGAUAAUCGAAGGAGAUGUAGACUUGAUCAGCACUUUACCAGAUGUGAUCCUCCAAGACAUACUAUGCUUUAUUCCAACCAAACUAGCCAUCACUACUUCCCUCUUGUCUAGACGAUGGAGGCAUGUAUGGUGCGAUAUACCUUCUAUCUCCUUAGAUGUGGAUACACUGACAGCAGCAUCGGUAAACGAAACCCUAACUCGCUACAAAGCUACCAAGACAAAGAGUUUUCACCUCAUUAUAACCACCAUGAUGAGGAACAUUCCCCACAUUGAUAGUUGGAUCGAGGGCGCCAUGUCACGCGACGUUGAGAAUUUAUCCCUGGAUUUUCUUCAUCACUAUUAUAAAUAUAAGCUUCCUGAUUUCUUCUACUACACUUAUUCUUUCAAGCAACUUGACAUUACGUUAAGCUAUGAUCGACAUACGAUUUUUUCUCUCGAGUACACUGUAUCUUGGACAUCCUUGCAGAAAUUAUCCUUGACUAAUUGUAGUCUCUUUGAUGAAUUCUUAGCUAAGAUUCUAUCCGGUUGUCCGGUUCUCAAACACUUAAGAUUGUAUGAAUGCGGUGAACUAAAGAUUCUUGAUCUCAGCAAAUUUCUACGUCUGAGAAUAUUAGAAGUAAUACGUCACUUGCCGGUUCAGGGGCCAAGGAAGAUUUUGGCACCACACAUCCAUUGUCUAAAAUUGCAUGACUCUCAGUUAUCAUGCACUUUGGUUGAUGUCGCUUCUUUGACCGAAGCUAAUCUGGAAAUGUCCCCUCGCUCAUUGAACCGUGAAUUUAAUGGUGAUUUUCUCCAAGGCAUGGUGCUAAAGAUGCUAGAAAAGUUAAAGAACGCAGAGAAGCUUACGCUUGGGAGAAACUUUACUGAGAUUUUAUCUCUUGCGGAGAUUCAUGGUGUUCCUUUCCCGAUGUUCAAGGUCAAAGCAUUGACUCUUGAUACAGAGAUCUGUCAAUAUAUUAUUCCUGGCAUAGAAAGACUGUUACAAAACUCACCUGAGUUAGAGAAGUUAACCGUAGUAGAAGGAAGGGGUCGCUUCUACAUGCCGGUGGAGUUUCUUGACAAAUACUUGAAAUCACAAGGCUUUAACGUGAACAAAUGCUGGAGAUCAAAAGAUGGAGCCUCAUGGAACAAGUACUGUAAGGAUUUGAAAUCUGAGCAUGUGGCUUCAUUAGUGGAACUUGUGCUUAAGAACACCGAGAAACUAGACAAGAUGGUUGUAUUGUUGGAUGACCAUUUCCUUAAGUUUAAAAUUGAAGACGUGGUGGUUCCAACACUUCCUCACAACAACAAUAUCACCAUUGUGCUCUCUUCCACCAACAAACCGAUGACAUGAAGAGUUGUGAAUCAUAGAGGGUUGAAGUCUUGUCAGUUUACAUCGAUCCUAAUAUUGAAAACAGAAUAGAAGAAGAUUUUUGUUUGUUCACACAAAUCUUCAAGCCCUUAGUGGAGAUUUUAAGAGUAUCAAAAAUUUGCUUUAUCUUUUUUUUUAACCGUAUAGCUUAUGUGAAAUAGCUUUUAGUUAACCGUAGCUUAUAUGACAAAUUAGAGGGGUGGUUCAGAUUCAUGCCAACACUAACUACAUUGAUGAACCCCUUUUCUGUUGCAGUCUUUUUUUAUUUUACUACUAGGGGUAUUCCUACGCGCCGGGUUCGGAUAUUUGAUUUGAUUCAGUUUUCAAAAUCUUGUGUUGUGGUAUUUAGUUGUUAGGAGUGUAGGUAGAUGAGUGUUGUUGAAAGGUUCGUCAUGUUUAAAAAGUGUUGUAAUUGGUAUGGUCUUUAGGGGAAGUUAGUGUAAUGAAAGUGUUUAUAUUUUGGGGCCGAUAAAUGAGAGUAUGCUUCGUAUGUUAGAGUAAUAUCUGUUGUUAAGGACUAAUGUUGGUCGUACAUGUGUAAAAUAAUUGUGUGGUCUUAUUUUUUGAUAUUUUAUUGUGCAGCAAUAAUGUUCGUAAAUCUUAUUUGUGUCAAAUUUAUGUUAUCGUGUACGUAAUAUAUAUCUUCAGCUGUAUGAAGAGCUAAUGCGUUUUGUGUUAGAAAUAUCUUCAGUCUUCGAUAACAUAAGUGAUUUUUAUAUUUCAAUACCAAAACGAACUUAUAGUUUCUAAUCGAUCGUGAUAAGCAUUCAUACUUCAUUGCAUGGAAAGAAAAUAUAUUUUUGUCUGUGUUAGAGCUAUAUAUGUUUUUUUUUUGCAUUAUUUUUUAAAUUAUUUUAAAAGAAAAUCAAAAUGGAAACAAACUAAGCAAGGAUUACAAAUUGAAGUUCAACUCAAAGCUUUAACGUGUACCACCAUUCCAAAAUGAGAAAUUAAAAGGUAUGAAGAACGUGAACGUGUUUAUAUAAAAACUCAGAGUUUUUAUUUUCUUAGGAUGUUUUUGGACGUGGCUUGCUUUGAAAAUUUGUUUAUAUAAUACUGAGGAGGAUGUAUAGUGUUUGGUUUUCUCAGAUUUAGUGGAUUGCAACGUUUAUAAGUGUUUUCAUAGAGUUAGCGGAAGCGAUAAUUUGACAUUUAUUGUUUUUUCUUCUAUGAUAAUUUGACAUUUGACAAAUGGCCAUGGCAUCCUGAUACUUCUCAGACAUAUAUCGAGGGCUUCCGGUGAAAGAAGAAGGUAAAAUGACUUUUCUGCCAACUUUUCUAGAGUCUGUGUCUCCACUGUCCAAUGCAUCACAAACGUUUGUAUAUACCUCAACCUCAACCUCUCCUUCUCAGUUGCGGUGUAAACGUCUACAAUAUACUGAUGAAACAAUCUCCCUGACUUGAUAAUAGUCAUGCCCUCUGAUGGCCUUGUGUGGAUCUGGUGGGCAAAGUACUCUCUCAUGGUCAUGUACUCUCUCUUUAGUUUAGAGUGCUCUGUGUGUUAAUACGGAAUCCUCUCGUCGUACCCAUAUUCUCCGUACGGAAAAAGCAACGGAUACUGAAGACUCAUGUAUAGAGGAUGUAGAUCGCUUAUCCUUUGCAGCUUAGAUGUCUUGUACUCAAGAACAAUAUCUUUUCCUGCUGAUUCAGCUGUGAAAUCACCAACUAAAAUACCACCUAUUUCACUUGCAGUAGGCAGGUCAUACUAUCUUCCGUGAUGCUUCUGGUUCACUAAUCUCACGCUGAAUUCUACUGCCCCACCAGAUAGGACUCGAUCUCGAGCAUGUCUAAAAGUUUUAGCAAGGUGAUUAUUUUCAUCCAGCAUCUUGAUCAGGUCAACAACCAAGUUGUCGUCAAUUUCUAAAGCUGAGGUACCUUUUGAGAAUGCCUUUUUCCUGUUUGCCACUUCAUUGUCGGUGUCAACUAUAUAGAGCUGGAGAUACUGUGGAAAUUUACCGUCAGGGGGGAGCAGAGAUCCUAUCUUGUGGUGGGUUUGACCAUGGAGCCUAAAUGCAUACGGUCCACAAGAGUUAGUUACAGAGUUAUCAAUCUGUCCACCCAUCGAUGUGAAAGCUAACAUCCCAUUUGCAAUUCGGAUUAUCGACUUGAAGUUUGAUUUGUCUAGAAGUUCUUUCAGCGGAGAGGGUGGUUGACGCCUAGGAGGUAGCUUAACACGGCCCUGCUGACAACAGAUGCUGAACAUUCUGGGGGAUUUCUCUGUCUCUUGAACAACAGCCUCAGCAAUCCAAACAAUGGCCUGACAAACCGGGCAUUUCACUAAGUCCCACUUGUUAACAACUGGGCGUCGAUACCUAACUGCGGAUUUUUUUGUUUUAAGAACAUUAGUUUAAAUGGGAACAGAAAGUGGGUGGGUCAUGAACAUUAGAGGUUCAAUUCAUACCUGGACGGCUUCCACUUGUAGAUGCAACAUCUGUUAAAAAGAGGUUAAGCUGUGUUAAUCUUCUGUAAACUUGUAUAAUGUGUAUAGAUUAGUGAGAUAUCUUACUCUUAUCCCGAGUGGCUACUCUCUUAGAUUUCUGUUUCUUUAUUCGCAAGGCUCUACUUGCCCUUGCGGUAACUGAAACGCAAGUUCAUUAUAAGCUAGGAUUAUUACAAGAACGCGGUUAGCCAAUCGAUGAGCAAGUCAGUUUAUACCUUGUUCAGGGGAAUCAACAUCAAUGUUGUCAACCUGAUCAGGAAGGAUAGUUUCUUGUGUACGCUGUAUGUCUUGCUGCGGUGAGUUUGCAGUCCGUCUGAUUCGCAUUAGUAAUCGUCGAUUUUGUCGAGCAAGCCUCGCAUUAUUCACCGGGAAAAGUAAUAAACUUGGAAAAUGAGUUUCAAAUGUUCGUGUCCUAAUAAAAAAGCCUCGCAGCAGAUAGUUGUUUACCAGUAGAUCGGUGAACGUCUGAUCUGAAGCUGAGCAUGUUGGCAGGUGCGAUGGGAAGAUAUUGAGAUUGUAGCCAAGGCCGGCGCUGAUCAGAUACUGGUGGAAGGUAGAGUAAAGGACAGUCUGUAGUUAAAGCAUUGCAAGAUAUGGAAAAUGAUGGCAUAGCUACGACUAACCAUUUUUCUUUUUUCGGCUUCUCUUUGUUGCAGAGGAUGACGCUGCUGUGGAUAUUGUAGAUAAUCCAUGUCUUCUCCGUGAACUAACUUCAAUUGCUUUGCGUGCAAGUUCUUCUGGAGUCUUCACCAUUUCUCGAAGUCGAGAUGAUAGAGAGGCAGAAUGAGAGUCAUAAUUACAUUUGUAAAGUAAAAACGAAGGGGUCUGUGAGUAACGGCUGCGUUAUUUUAGUUUGAGCGUAUGAGUAAAGACUUCAUAUGGGAGGUGGAUAGGCACAAUGAAUAUGUUACAGUUAUAUUAAAGUUGCUGCAUUCAACUUUUGUAUGAGCGACAGUAUGAGACAAAGUGUUGAUCAUCGACGUCUGAGAAAUAUAUCUAAGCAUAUUGUGCCUGUGUCGAUUGCUAUCAUUACAAAUCAGUCUACUUCUUUUGUUUGCUAUUGAACGUUGUGUCAAUUUAUUCAUAGGCUGAGCAUUUCAAAUUUAUAUCCUAAAUGAUAGGUGUUCCAUAUGUUUUAAGUUUUUCCAUUUCCAGCGCCAAAGGAAGUUUUGAUAUACAAAAAAAAUUAUAUAUAUAUAUAUGUAUAUGCGUAUGUACGUGAUGCAAUGAAUAAAAUGAAUAAUGAGUUUAAAUAUUCGUUAUUAUUAGUGUGUCG
Molecule: messenger RNA, 7682 nt
Organism: Brassica napus (rape)
Lineage: Eukaryota; Viridiplantae; Streptophyta; Magnoliopsida; Brassicales; Brassicaceae
Product: putative F-box/LRR-repeat protein At3g18150
Exons: 3
Coding region: 2587-3948 (453 amino acids)
Molecular function (GO): protein binding
Source: RefSeq, a predicted model, not a curated record